Messenger RNA from Labrus bergylta (ballan wrasse), 1243 nucleotides. It is a transcript of the gene med19a, whose product is annotated as mediator complex subunit 19a. The record is from RefSeq and is a predicted model, not a curated record. Gene Ontology annotation, biological process: positive regulation of transcription by RNA polymerase II. Gene Ontology annotation, molecular function: transcription factor binding; transcription coregulator activity. NCBI's taxonomy places the organism in Eukaryota, Metazoa, Chordata, Actinopteri, Labriformes, Labridae. Gene Ontology annotation, cellular component: mediator complex.
ACAAAGAAGUGAGGAGUGGAGUAGUUGACACUGGAUGGAUACGUGCGGUGAGAACUAUCAAAACAGGAAACAUUUCACACGCUUCAGAAACCCGGUAUUUUAAUUGUACAUACAUGCUUUAUCCGGGGUAGUUAUGACGGAAAUGUUUUCAACUCUGUACGGGCAAAGUGAAGCUCAGGGACCGCCCGGCUCGUCGUCUCUUGGUUUCGGACCGGGGAAACCUCCGCCGCCUCUGCCGCAGAAUCAAGCCGCCAUGGCGGGGCAGCUGCCACCGCAGCUCGGGGAUGAAGGGCCUGCUCUGCGGAAGCCCGGAGCCAUGAAUGAACCCUUCUACUUAUUGCGGGAGCUUCCUGUGGGAAACGAGUUAACGGGAAACACCAACCUGAUCACGCAUUACAACCUGGAACACGCAUACAACAAAUUCUGUGGGAAGAAGGUGAAGGAGAAACUCAGCAACUUCCUGCCAGAGUUACCAGGUAUGAUCGACUGUCCGGGUACUCAAGACGGCAGCUCGUUGCGCUCACUCAUCGAUAAGCCUCCAGUUUGUGGGAACUCCUUCAGUCCUCUGACCGGCGCACUGCUCACAGGCUUCAGACUACACACAGGACCGCUCCCAGAACAGUACAGACUGAUGCACAUACAGCCUCCAAAGAAAAAGAGCAAACACAAGCACAAACACCACCGACCACAGGAUCCAUUACCACAAGAAACUCCAUCAGACUCUGAUCCCAAGAAGAAGAAGAAAAAGAGAGACGAUGAUCCAGACCGCAAGAAAAAGAAGAAAGACAAGAAGAAGAAGAAGAACCGCCACAGUCCCGACCACCCUGGCCUCGCUGGAUCACAACCCAACAGCAACAGCCUCAGAUAGACGAGAGCCCAUUGUGUGCGUGCCUGAGAUUGAAUGUGUGUGUGGCUGUGUAUUUUGUAAAAUGAUGAGUGUUUUUUUCCAGAUAAUUGUAUUAUUGGCAGAAUGUUUAUGAGAGGGCUUGAUAGACAUAAUGCUAAUGGAUGUGUGACGUGUCGGAGAGAGACAGGAGCCACAACACAAUGAUGAGUUGUUGCUCAUUAUGUGUGUGUGAUGAUGUCAAAUGUUACAGAAUAGUGUAAGAGGCAGAGAGCUGCUGCUGUUGAGCUGAGUGGUGUUAUGAAUGACUGAGCAGAGACUGUAUGUCCCUCUUCGACUCUGUUGUGAUAUCUUUUGACCAGAAUGCCAAAAUCAAAUAAACUUUGGUUAUCAUCUUUA